This is a messenger RNA of Cryptococcus amylolentus CBS 6039, 1158 nucleotides long. RefSeq lists its product as hypothetical. Bases 1 to 1158 code for a protein of 385 amino acids. Lineage: Eukaryota; Fungi; Basidiomycota; Tremellomycetes; Tremellales; Cryptococcaceae. The record is from RefSeq and is a predicted model, not a curated record. The transcript has 2 exons.
AUGUCUUCCGCCUCCGAAGUGGCCCACACGACAGACAUACUCCACAUCAUCUUCUCCCACCUCUCCGCCGACAACGACCUCACAUCUCUCCUGCGCACAUCUCCCCUCUUCUUCAGUCUCAUCGCUCAAAACUCCAUCGAUCGCUACCAAUAUCGAACGUCUACCAAGCUGUUGGAGCUCGUACAGACGGUGGUCGUAGAGCGCGCACCGCUGCCCGUCGAUCAUCCAGUAUGGGCAAACUGGUACAAGCUCCCCCCUCUCCCUGCUGUCGAAACCGUCAUCAUCUACCCCGCCGAAAGGAACACCCGACAAAAGAGCGGUAAAAAUACCACCUUGCCAGACGAGGCCCUCAUCGAGCGACUUUGCCCCACUGCUACUCGGCUGAACCUCUCGACACCUUGCUUUACAGCCGGCGCAAAGGGUGUUCAGUCUUUGCCUUCUUUGCCUUGUGUAGAGACACUUGUGUUGAAGGUGAACGCGGAGGAGAUUAUGGAGCUCAAGUACUUCGUUCGGAAGCUCAAUUACGGGCUCUGGAAACACGGCCAGAAGGAGCGCCCGCUUUGCCUCAAUAUCAAGGCUGUCCAUUUACUGCUUUGGGGCGAAUUAGUAUAUCCUGAGGCGAAAUUUCUGAUCUCUGAUUGGGACAAGGAUUGCGUCGACGAGCUGGCAAUCGUGGAGCUCACUUUCUCAACAAACGUAAAGCUCAGAGACAAGAUCUUCCACAACCUCUGCGAGAUCGCCGAACGACUCGGUACGCGGUUCUCUAUCGACGAGCUUUGGCUGUACAAUGCCGAUACGCUGUUGGAAAGGUUGAGUAGAUGGACGAAAUUUCGGAAGGUGGAUAAUAUGAAGGCAAAGGUGGAAAGGGAAUUUGUGGAGGAGAUGAAGCUGUCGGCAAAGUACUUGGGCAUGCCGGAGGAGGCGGCGGAGGCUCAAGUCUUUUGGAGGACGGGUCAGGAGUUUUACGAGGCUUUCGGCGAUGUGUCAGCACGAGAUGAGACGGAAGAGUGGUACCAUACAGCGGUCCUCACGCCCUCCCCGAAUCUCGUCUCGCUCAGAGAUAGACUGGCAGCCAAGACAAAGUUUCCUGCUGAUACGUUCGUGGGCUUGACGGAACGAGAGGCUGAGUGGACGUUGGCAACUUUUCAAUGUAAGUGA